UCGUUUGGAGUGAGCACGGUCGAAAACGCAUGUCGUUCGUUCGUGCGUGCGUUGCAAGCAAAACAAGUGGACUUAAUACAGUAUAUCAACGGUGUUCACGAUUUCAAGAAAACUAACCCGUAUUUCGUAAUUCUGUCCAGUUAUGCUGGAUGUGAAAGUCUCGCAGGCCACUUGUUAAAUGCCAUGGCGUUGGUGAAAGUGGGAGGCAAGACCCUUCGUGCCCAUCAGAAUCACACUAAAGAUGAGUCUAGCGAUGCCGACAAGAAACCAGCCAAGAGAGUGUUGGAUGAAGAAACCUUUCUGGAGGAUCUUGAGAAGAUCAUCCAGAGAGAUUUCUUCCCGGACCUGUCCAAGCUGAAGGCCCAGAAGGAGUACUUGGAGGCCCGGGAGCGCAACGACCUGGUACGAAUGAGAGAGCUGGCCCUGAAGUACGCAGGAACUGGACAGACAAGAAGACCUGACGCAGACACGCCUACCCCUUAUGCGGAAGCUACACCGGCCACCUUUGAGACACCGGAUGUUAACCCGAGGUUGCAGACACCCUCGAACCAGAGAAGAGAAUUCCCAGUACGGGAGAGAUUACCAAGGGGACAGAAUGCAGACCAAGGAGAGGACAGGAAAGAUAAGAGUGAUACUUCCCUCACCCUGGACAAGUACCUGGCCAAGCACACCAGCGAAGACAACGCCUCCUUCGACGAUAUCAUGGCGGCGGCGGCCGAGAAGCACCAGCAGAAGCACGCCUGGCUGUACGAGGCGGAGAGAGUCCACGGGCAGGAGCAGAAGGACAUGCUGGCUCUGGAAGGACCAAAGGCCGGCAAACCUGCCGAAGGUUCCUCGGUCACCACCUGGGGCUAUAAGGCCAAGAACGCCGUGAUGUACGUCCCUGAAGGACUGGAGGAAACGCCGGAGGAGCAAAUCUUCAAGAAGCCCAAGGUGCAGCAGGUGGUGCACAAGAACACCCACUUCCAGGCCAGUCCCUUCAGCGCCGGACCCGGCCAGAGCUCGGCCCUGGCCAAGUCGGCCGCCCUCAAGGCCGCCCAGAAGUCGGGCCGGGUGGGGCACGACGGGAAGGAGAUAGCCUCGUCCUCCGAGACGCCCAAGGUGAACGGAUACAGCUUCGUGGGAACGCCCUCGCCUGCACCAGGCGCGUACAACGAGUCACCAAUGAUGACAUGGGGCGAGAUCUCAGGCACGCCGUUCCGACUUGACGGAUCGGACACACCGGCCCGCAAUACAAGCGGCCCUUCUUUCAAAAUGGCAGAUGUUCCCAGGAAGGAGCGACUGGGGUUAUCCUUGGUGGAGGAAGUUUCAAAGAAACACCGCGCCAAGAAGGAGAAAGCGUUGCAGAAGGUCACCCAGUCACUGGUCAGCCCGUCACCAAAGAGACUGGGUACACUCGGGACCACUGAGAGAUUACGCACUCUGACGCCUGCCGCCCAAAAACUCGUCAACAAAAGACUCUCAGGCUUCAAAACGGACAAGGCCCUGAGGCAGAGCUACACACCCUCACCCACCAGAACCCCUGCUGGGGACAAGACCCCUAUCCUGAGAAGCACUCCACGACAAACCCCCUCCCGUACGCCCGGCCAAAUGCCCUUAGGGAGUGACGGGGACGUGUCGGAAGAGACCCUGACGGACAACUUGCUGGACCUACCCAAGCGGAGUACCCGAGGCCGUGCAACAGCGGCAGAUUUCUUCUGAGGGGAGGGGCGGCAAGUCUUGUGGACAUUUUCAGGGGGAGGACACACACGGUGACAGGCAUGCCUGUUCCUUAGUUGUGAGAACCCCAUGUGUUGCACACUGGCGAUAGUUGCGAUGACCUAAAAAAAGUUGCCAGAACACACCGAAGUCCCCACAAUCCAAUCAGAUUUCCGUAGCAAAAGAAAAGUUCCCCAGAGUGCAGUGCCAGGUACCAGAUCAUUGCCGUAAAGACACUUGGUUACCAGGGGUAGUGGUGCUUAGUGGCGAGAGUUUGUAAUUCCCCGUCAUGAGGGUCAGGGGUUCGAAUCCAUUUAAUGGUGACACGUUGUGGCCCGGGUCAAGGCACUUUAAACCCUACUUAAUACCUCUCUCCAGCCGGGAGUACAGAUGGGUGCCUGUUGAGGGCAGAAAUGGUCUUUGCAUUUCAUUAGCAGUUUGCAGUUAAAAUAAGCAGAAUUGACCUGUACACUGCCAAGAAAGCUGAUGGUUUCAGAAAUAGGUUUACAGGCCUGAUGUACAGGUGGAUAUGUGCACUUUCUACAUGUAUGUAACAUUAUCAUUCUUAUGGAUACAGCAUAGGAGAUGAUAUUAUUGUUCUAAACUUUCAAAGGGCAAAGCAGUGUUGAAGACUAACCUUGUUUGAGUAUCCUGACUUUAUUUUCGCACUCGUGCUAAUGAAGUACUUUCCGGUAGGUUUACAUUUUGGAUCUAUGGAAGUGGCCAUUUUGUAGAAACGCAAACAAAUACAUAAUAAAAAUGCAUUUAUUGAAUUGCA
Acanthaster planci (crown-of-thorns starfish) is the source of this 2476-nucleotide messenger RNA. Its product is annotated as splicing factor ESS-2 homolog. The record is from RefSeq and is a predicted model, not a curated record. Gene Ontology annotation, cellular component: catalytic step 2 spliceosome. NCBI's taxonomy places the organism in Eukaryota, Metazoa, Echinodermata, Asteroidea, Valvatida, Acanthasteridae.